ACGGUGUGGCGCAGACUGCGCCAACGGACCGAAAAGAGACCAGUGUCAUAACCCAUGACCUUGCCAUGGCAACAGACGCUCAAGCUCAAUCUGCAGCAGGAUGCAUAUAUGUAUCUAGCUUCGUUGCAUGCACUGCAUGCAUUGCUUGCGCUUCAGUUUGCACUCUGUCAUACUCACGAAUGAUUUAUAGCUUUGUUUUUGAUAAGGAACCAUGGCUGGCCGCUCGGAACUGAAACCUGAAAAUGUGAGCAUUCCUGAAUUCUCCAAGCUCCAUCCUGUAAUCCCUCGGAGAUAUGUCCCAGAAUGGAAAAAUGACAUGAGAAAUAGAGAACUAAUCAUGAAGUUCUUUUACAAGAUUGUGAACUGUGAUGUAAGUGGAAUAAUUCCUAAGGGUCCACAUGACGAAAGCCUGUUCUUGGACAAGAGGGAGAGAAUGAAUGAAGUUGAGCCUCGUAAGCGCUGCGAAUCCAAACGACCAGUACUGGAGCGGUAUCAUGCCCUGAGACCUGAAUUCCAUACAUCACAAUCUAAAUAUCAAAGUAGCUUAAUGUUUAGAAGGGAUGAUUUCACAGAGACACAGUAAUGAAAAC
Molecule: messenger RNA, 590 nt
Organism: Acanthaster planci (crown-of-thorns starfish)
Lineage: Eukaryota; Metazoa; Echinodermata; Asteroidea; Valvatida; Acanthasteridae
Product: sperm-associated microtubule inner protein 10-like
Source: RefSeq, a predicted model, not a curated record